GAUCUCCUCUUCAGUGUGUGUGCCCUCAACGUCCUCUCCACCAUUGUGUGUGCGUUGGCCACAGCCAUGUGCUGCAUGCAGAUGGUCUCUUCUGAUAUCCUGCAGAUGUUCCUUCCACAAAGGGCGCAUUCUGCGAGCCCAGCCUGCGUGACCCCCCAUGGCACUGUGCUCCACCAGACCCUGGAUUUCGAUGAAUUCAUCCCCCCACUCCCACCUCCACCCUAUUACCCACCAGAGUACACCUGCACGCCCACAGCCGAGGCCCACAGGGGCCUCCACUUGGACUUUGCUCCCUCUCCAUUCAGCACUUUGUAUGAUGUUGCCAUCAACAGUCCUGGCCUGCUCUACCCUGCCGAACUCCCCCCACCCUACGAGGCCGUGGUGGGCCCAACCACUACCAGCCAGGUGAGACCCGGGCGCCAGACAAGCCAGUUUCCUGUACUUAGGCACACUCCUUGCAUUUGUAUUUCUUUCUCUGGUCUUGUGGAGAGGAGGCAGCAGGCUCAGAGAGUAGAACCUGCAGAGAUCCCACCCCAGGCCCUAAGAUGCCAGUCCCAAUAUUUGUGCUUCUCUCCCUUGGCUUCUCUCAGAUGCACCUGAGCUGAUGGCUAGCAGGUGUGUCUGGGGACACAGAGCAGAAGGAGCUGGUUGGUACAGGU
Molecule: messenger RNA, 659 nt
Organism: Leptonychotes weddellii (Weddell seal)
Lineage: Eukaryota; Metazoa; Chordata; Mammalia; Carnivora; Phocidae
Source: RefSeq, a predicted model, not a curated record